UCCUCCGAAUGGUUAGAGUCGUCUAUCGAGAGUGAUUUAGGUAUGCGAUUUGCAAAUUGGAGCCUUGGCUUUAGCCUUUCACAAUUUUGCUUUCUUCAAACAGUUUUUCUAGUGCAAGAGCAGGUUAUUUAAAAGAGCACAUUAUUUGUACUUGCUCAUUUUCGUGAUUCGGGAAACUGAGAUUUUGAUAUCCGUAGAUCCGUUAUUCGUUAUUUUUUCGGUUCGUGAACCGUGCCAGAGACUCCCCCUGUACGACCCUCUCCAAUAAAGGUCCCUAUUCUAAAAGACCUGGGUACGAAAACCACAGUUAGCUGCCAUGGUCGAGGGUGAAGUUUCUGGUCUUCCUCUCACUAGUUGUCCAGAAUUAUAUUCAAAAUCUUUAGUGAGCUUUAUUGCUUCGCUUGAACCUUUAAACAUCACGUGGAAGUGCGUAUAGGAACACGUUCUACCUUUAAUAACCGACAUUCUCGACGAUCAUUCGCCGCCGUUUUCCAUUCUCAGUGUCGGAAGUGGAGAAGGUUUCAACGAUUUGCCUUUUAUCGAAAAGCUGAGCGAAGUCUAUCGAGGUAGAAAUGGAAAACUUCAGUUGUUUUUACGCGCUAUUGAACCUGAGAAAACUAAAUUGGUAGCGUUUCGUGCGAAAGGAGAAGAUUUACCCGAAAGUUUGAACCAAAGGGUCUGCAUGAAAUUUGACUGGUGUCCUGUGCCUUUCCAAGAAUAUGUUGAACAAAAAAAACCAAAUGAUGCGAAGUUUGAUGUUAUUCACUUUCUGCACAGCAUUUAUUACGUUGCUGUUGAAAAUGCACUCAAACAUUGUUAUGAGUGCGAGCUUGGGGAUAAAGGAAUAAUUUCCUCCUUUACUCAAGACAAAGACAGUCCUUAUGUUACAUACGGUCGAGCGUUCUCUUCCGAAGGCGUUAUUUUGAGCCCUGGCUCAUAUUACAGCAACAAAGAGGUUAUAGAGGUGGCAAAAAAGAAUGGCUGGAGGUUUGUAGAGUGUCCUGGAGAAGUUACUGCUGGUGACCUAACGGACAUCUUUGAUAGUUCUUCAGAAGAAGGAGGUCGUGUAUUGGAUUUCCUAACUCAGCGUGUCAACACGAGACUAACGUUGAGUGAAGAAAAAUUGCAGAAAAUCCUUGACUACUGGGAAAAUGAGUGUACUGAUAAUGAAACUGGAAGGAAAAAGAUUUCUUUUCAAACAAGAUCUGUCAUGAUUUUAAAAGGUAUUUAAUAUCUGUAACCAUUUGAAACAAAGAAGGUUUUGAAAUGACUGUCAAAAGUAAUAAUAACACAAUUAAGGUUGCUUAACACAGUUUUUGAUACCUAUGUUUCAUUCACCUUUUUCUCUUGAUCCCCCGGUCG
Molecule: messenger RNA, 1362 nt
Organism: Orbicella faveolata
Lineage: Eukaryota; Metazoa; Cnidaria; Anthozoa; Scleractinia; Merulinidae
Product: carnosine N-methyltransferase 2-like
Source: RefSeq, a predicted model, not a curated record